GUGUGUGAGACUGUGAGUGAGUGAGAGAAGAGGCGCCAGCUCUACCCCUAUAUGCUUUCACUGCUCCAACAACAACAACAACCCGAUUCAACUCAACCCAACCCAACCCAACCCAAUUACUUCCUCUCUCUCUCUCUUUCUCUUUCUCUCAGUUGAGUUGAGUUGAGUUGAGUUUUGUUUUUUAGCUUCCCCAUUAUUACAAACCUCCCAACUUCCUUUUUACUUGUCUCUGAUGAAAAAAACCUGUAUUUUCAAUGCUGCUUUUCUCUCUCAAAUGGUGCUUUACUUUUGUCUGAGCUCAUCUAUGAGCCUUUGAAAAACAAAAGACUCCUCCUUUGACCCAGAAACUUUGAAACACAAGAAAUGAACUUUGUAGCUUCUUCUGCUUAAAGCUUUGAUCUUUGCAGCUCUAUUUGAAAUGUAGUGUACUGGGUCCUCUUGAAACUUUGGGGUUGGGGUUUUUUUUUUGUUCAUGGUGUUGAUGAGUAUUGCUUCAAACCCAUGAAGAAUUUUCAGUGGUAUAAGCAGAUUUCCAACAAUGGCAAACCAGAGAGGAGGCUGUCACUUGGAGAAUACAACAGGGCGGUUUCGUGGUCCAAGUACUUGGUAUCUCCAGGGGCUGAGAUUAAAGGCGAAGCAGAGGAAGAUUGGGGUGCUGACAUGUCCCAAUUGUACAUUGGCUGCAAAUUUGCUUCAGGGAGACAUAGCAGGAUUUACAGAGGGGUUUAUAAGCAGAAGGAUGUAGCGAUUAAGCUUAUAAGCCAGCCGGAGGAGGAUGCCGACUUGGCUGUUUUGCUCGAAAACCAGUUCACUUCAGAAGUGGCUUUGCUGUUUCGAUUGCAACACCCGAAUAUCCUCACUUUUGUUGGAGCUUGUAAGAAGCCUCCUGUGUUCUGCAUAAUCACCGAGUAUUUAUCCGGGGGAUCGCUGAGAAAGUAUCUCCAUCAGCAGGAGCCACACUCCCUUCCACUCAGCCUAGUUCUCAAAUUAGCCCUUGAUAUUGCACGCGGAAUGCAAUAUCUUCAUUCUCAAGGUAUACUUCAUAGGGAUCUCAAGUCGGAAAAUCUAUUGCUAGGAGAAGAUAUGUCUGUGAAAGUUGCGGAUUUUGGUAUCUCGUGCUUGGAAUCACAGUGCGGCAGUGCUAAGGGGUUCACCGGGACUUACCGUUGGAUGGCGCCUGAAAUGAUAAAAGAGAAACACCAUACAAAAAAAGUUGAUGUUUACAGUUUUGGCAUAGUUCUUUGGGAACUUUUAACAGCACUGACACCAUUUGACAACAUGACUCCGGAACAGGCUGCAUUUGCAGUGUCACAGAAGAUCAUGUGGGGACCUGCUGCUAUGGUCAUCAUCCUUAUCCUUGCAGGAAAUGAUAUUUCCAAAAUCAAAGAAUUAUCUUAAAUCCAUAUAUCCUAAAGCCACAGAUCAUUUACAAAAGCGAAGAAUUAUACUAAGCAUGUUCUACGGUUCUACCUUUCCAGUCCAGAAGUAUGAACAUUUCUAACUCAUAGGAAGAGUAACUUGAGGAUUUUUCUAAUCUCCUUCUACCAAGUAGGAGCACACUGACAUCUAAAAUUUGUGUUUCAGUGUUUGCAGUCAACAUCUUCUUGCACCUGUUAUGAGUUUGUGGAACAAAUGGGCACUACUUUGUUUUAGAGCUGUUGAAAGUCAAACUUGCCACCCUUGUAAAAUGGGUUUCAUAGCUAUGAUUUAAAACCUUUCACAAAGCUUCUGUGUUUUUGGAGAUGCUCAUAUCUCCUUUGACACUUCAUAAUUAGAUAGAGAAACAACUAACCUUUGUCGUAUGUGGUAUUUGUGCCUGUGUCGCAACGCAUGAUUUCAGUGAGAUCUUUAUUCGUAGAAUGUAGGUUAUGAAGCUCUGUAGUCUGUGCACUCAAUUAUCUGUGAUUGGUUUAUUAUUUUGAACAAACACUGGAAUGAAAUGUCAUGAUACCCAUGAUUCAUUAACAUAAAAGUCAAAUGUUUUAUUCAAAUUAUUAUCCACCUGGAUGAGUGAAGUGUUUCAGUGUGCCUAUGAUCAGAGUGAAGACUAAAGAGCAAGCAUUCAAAGUUGAUCAACAAUUUUUUCUCUUAUGUGCUGUAUAUCUG
Molecule: messenger RNA, 2106 nt
Organism: Rosa rugosa (rugosa rose)
Lineage: Eukaryota; Viridiplantae; Streptophyta; Magnoliopsida; Rosales; Rosaceae
Product: serine/threonine/tyrosine-protein kinase HT1-like
Exons: 3
Coding region: 502-1398 (298 amino acids)
Biological process (GO): protein phosphorylation
Molecular function (GO): protein kinase activity; ATP binding
Source: RefSeq, a predicted model, not a curated record